Messenger RNA from Manihot esculenta (cassava), 2372 nucleotides. Its product is annotated as synaptotagmin-4. Lineage: Eukaryota; Viridiplantae; Streptophyta; Magnoliopsida; Malpighiales; Euphorbiaceae. The record is from RefSeq and is a predicted model, not a curated record. The transcript has 13 exons. Gene Ontology annotation, molecular function: lipid binding. Gene Ontology annotation, cellular component: endoplasmic reticulum. Bases 506 to 2212 code for a protein of 568 amino acids.
UCAGAUCCCAACGGAACCAACCUGAUUUUUUAUUCUUCCAUCGGUGCCUCUAGAGCUUUUGGUUCUCACAUUACAGCUCUCAUCUUUCAAAAUUGCCAUUUAUUAUCCACCUCUUGUGGUUUUUGUUCAUCUGUAUCCCUUCCAAUUCUCUUCAAUUCUUGAAAACCAAUUCACCUAAAGGGGCCAGGAUGAGUGCAAAAGCCAAAGUAGGGGGCAAUUUUGCAAAUCAAAAAGAUAGAAAGCAAAGGAAGAGGAGACAAAUUACCUUUCUUCUUUCUCUUUUGCAGAUGUGAAUGAACACUUUAGCUAAUUACAAGGAUUUAAAUUAAGACCCGCAAACCUCCAAAUUCCUUCAUACUCACCCCUACGUACUUCCAAUCCCGCCAUCUCUCUCUGUUAACGCAUUCGAAAGUUUUUAGUUAUCUUCUCAUGGAACCUUGAAUUUCUCGUUCUUGCUGCCAAGAGAAAAGGAAGAAGAAGAAAAUCUUCAUUAUAGCAUCAGAAAAUGUCUUUCGUUGCCGGUGUUAUCAUCGGAAUGUCCAUCGGGAUUGGAUUGAUGGUAGCAUAUGCUCGUUACACAAAUAUCCGAUCCUCUCGUCGCUCUCAAUUGGCCAAGACAGUGGCUGCAUUUGCCAGGAUGACAGUGCAAGAUUCGAGAAAACUUCUGCCAGAUGACUUCUAUCCAUCCUGGGUCGUCUUUUCACAGAGGCAAAAGUUAACUUGGCUGAAUCUACAACUUGACAAGAUUUGGCCUUAUGUUGACGAGGCAGCAUCAGAGUUGAUAAGAAGUAAUGUUGAGCCAAUUCUUGAACAAUAUAGACCGGCUAUAUUAUCAUCUCUCAAGUUUUCGAAAUUGACCCUUGGUACUGUGGCUCCACAGUUUACAGGAAUUUCCGUUCUCGAGCAAGGUGGAGAACCUGGGAGUGUCACAAUGGAGUUGGAGAUGCAAUGGGAUGGCAAUCCAAACAUUGUACUUGAUAUCAAUACAAGAGUUGGUGUAGCACUUCCCAUACAGGUAAAAAAUAUUGGAUUCGCUGGGGUUUUCAGGUUAAUCUUCAAGCCACUAGUUGAAGAGUUUCCUGGUUUUGGAGCUGUUUCUUAUUCGUUGAGAGAAAAGAAAAAGCUGGAUUUUACACUUAAAGUUAUUGGUGGUGAGUUAUCAGCAAUCCCUGGGAUUUCUGAUGCUAUUGAGGAAACAAUAAGGGAUGCUGUUGAAGAUUCUAUUACAUGGCCGGUUAGGAAAAUUGCAGCAAUAUUGCCCGGGGAUUAUAGUGACUUGGAGGUGAAGCCUGUUGGUAUAUUAGAGGUGAAGCUAGUGCAAGGCAAAGAGUUGACCAAUAAAGAUAUUAUUGGGAAAUCAGAUCCUUUCGCGACUUUGUUCAUUCGUCCUCUACGUGACAGAACAAAAACCAGCAAGACAAUUAAUAACCAAUUGAAUCCUAUCUGGAACGAACACUUCGAGUUCACAGUUGAAGAUCCCUUGACCCAGCGCUUGACUGUAAGGGUGUUUGAUGAUGAAGGAGUUCAGGCCUCCGAACUCAUUGGUUGUGCUCAAGUAGCACUAAGGGAUCUCGAACCUGGAAAAGUUAAGGAUGUAUGGUUGAAACUAGUCAAGGAUUUGGAGAUCCAGAGAGAUAAUAAAUAUAGGGGUCAGGUGCAGUUGGAACUCUUGUACUGUCCAUAUGGCACAGACAGCAGCCUUAAAAAUCCUUUUAAUCCUGAUUUCCAGCUGACCACCUUAGAGAAAGCUAUUAAGGCUGGAGCUAAUGAAACAGAUGAUGCUGCUCUAAAAAUGCCAACCUCUCAGAAGAAAAAUGUUAUCGUUCGAGGAGUACUAUCAGUUAAUGUAGUUGCUGCAGAAAACUUGCCAGCAGUAGACUUGAUGGGAAAGGCUGAUCCUUAUGUUGUCCUUCAGAUGAAAAAAUCUGACACAAAAGUCAAGACCAGGGUUGUAAAUGAGAGCCUCAAUCCAGUUUGGAAUCAAACAUUUGACUUUGUUGUAGAGGAUGCAUUACAUGAUAUGCUAAUUUUGGAAGUUUGGGACCAUGACACUUUUGGGAAGGAUAAAAUUGGAAGAUGCAUCAUGACACUCACCAGGGUUCUAUUAGAAGGGGAAGUUCAAGAAAGUUUUCCACUAGAUGGUGCUAAAUCAGGGAAGCUUAUUUUGCAUAUCAAGUGGACACCACAGCUAAAAUUCCGGGAUACUACUUGACAAAUCAGAUUAGAUUAAAGAAGCUUGUUCCAUACAAAUUAUCCCAGCUUGUUCUUCUCUCUGCAUACAAGAAGGUCAUACAAUAAGAUCUCAACACAUGUGAAUCAGUAAAAAUUAAAUAUGAAUAAAAAAAAUUAAAAAGGAGCUCAAGUUUUUGAUA